Messenger RNA from Trichoplusia ni (cabbage looper), 5751 nucleotides. RefSeq names its product myocyte-specific enhancer factor 2 (gene Mef2). Lineage: Eukaryota; Metazoa; Arthropoda; Insecta; Lepidoptera; Noctuidae. The record is from RefSeq and is a predicted model, not a curated record. Gene Ontology annotation, molecular function: protein dimerization activity; DNA-binding transcription factor activity, RNA polymerase II-specific; RNA polymerase II cis-regulatory region sequence-specific DNA binding. The coding region runs from base 355 to 1680 and encodes 441 amino acids. Gene Ontology annotation, biological process: cell differentiation; positive regulation of transcription by RNA polymerase II. The transcript is spliced from 10 exons.
CCAAUGGGGGGGAUCGCGCUCUUGCUCGGCCGCAGUUCUCGUCGCCGCGCCUUCGUAUGAGCUGUGUGUCGCUGCCGGUCUCCCCCCGCGCCCCGCGACGAGCUGUCUCACCCGCAUUCUAGUUGUGGGUGUCGCGCCGUGCAGUCCUCGCGUGUGCCGCUCAACUUAGUGCGCCGUUUGUGAGUGCUUUAUAUCCCGCACGAGUGUCAGUGUGACGGAGGAUCCCGUGCCACCCCGCGGAGGAUGUUAACAGCGCACGGAAGCAGCUGUUGACGUCCGCAGUAGCAGCCAGCCCGAAGGCAACUCUUUUUCUCGCCCCCGCUCCCCGCACCCCCUUCCAAGAUUGCUGCCACCAUGGGUCGGAAGAAAAUACAAAUAUCCCGGAUUACGGACGAACGGAAUCGACAGGUGACGUUCAACAAGCGUAAAUUCGGUGUGAUGAAGAAAGCCUACGAGCUCAGCGUGCUAUGCGACUGCGAAAUCGCCCUCAUCAUAUUCAGUUCUAACAACAAACUCUACCAAUAUGCGAGCACCGAUAUGGAUAAGGUUCUUUUGAAAUACACGGAAUACAACGAGCCGCACGAGUCCCUGACCAACCGCAACAUCAUCGAGGCACUCACAAAGAAAGAGCAUAAGAACGGAGUGAUGUCACCGGACAGUCCCGAGGCUGAACCCGAGUACAACCUGACACCAAGGACCGAGGCAAAGUAUUCCAAGAUUGAUGAGGAAUUCCAAAUGAUGAUGCAGAGGAACCAGUUGAACGGGAGCCGUGUGGGAGUGGGCGUGACGGGAAGCAACUACAAUCUGCCCGUCAGCGUCCCCGUCGGAAACUAUGAUCAAACACUGCUUCAAGCUAGUCCACAAAUGCAUACCUCUAUCAGUCCACGGCCAUCUUCAUCGGAAACCGAUUCAGUAUACCCAAGUGGUGGAAUGCUCGAAAUGUCAAACGGCUACCCUGGCUCCGGAUCCCCGCUGGACGCGGGCUGCACGCCGUCUCCGUCGCCGGGGCCGGCACCUUCGCCGCACCGGCACGCGCAUAAGGCUCACCACGCCCCACCACCGCAUCACUCACCGCGACAUAAUAAUCUGCGCGUCGUCAUACCCAGCUCUAUGCCGCCGCCGCAAGACGAUAUAUCUUACACUGGAGAGACACCGCUUGGCUAUUCUGGACUCGGCAACUUUGGACCACAGGACUUCAGCAUCAACUCGGACAUGGGCAUCGGACUGACGUGGGGCGCGCACCAGCUGCAGACGCUACAGCACAACAGGUACAUUAGCAGCUUGCCAGUACUGGGCGGCGGCGGGACGCCUCCCCCAGCGGCGUCGCCAAGCAACGUGAAGAUCAAAGCUGAGCCGGUGUCGCCGCCGCGCGCCCCGGACCACAUGCACCGCGCCCCGCCUGCGCCCGCGCCGCAGCCCGCGCAUCUCUCCGGAGUCAUUGAUGCUGACUAUGGUUUAAGCCGCUACACGUUCUCUUGUAAGACUCAACUAGAGGAUAUUAACACUCAUGACGGAUAUGCGGAGAGUUCUUACAGAGUGUAUCGGCACGUUGCAGGUUCAGUAUCUUCAAGUAACAUGGGCUCGCCGGCCGGACAGGACAUGCGGCACGGGAGCGCGGUGCCGCUGGACUACGAGCAGCCGCACACGAAGCGGCCGCGGAUCGAGGGCUGGGCCACAUAGCUAGGCCACGAGGCCUUCGGCUCGUACCCGAGGCCCCUGCACCCGCACUGCUAGGCCCGCACCGCCCCCAGGCCUCUUUCUCUCGAGCUUCGGCGACCGUCCUCCGUCUCUACCCCCGGUGCUGCAUACAGUUAUCCCGCGGCUCAGUGCUAACCUUAUCACUCCAAAAGUCUGAUAAGCAAAAGGUGCAUCCAAAUUACGGUGCUUAAAUAUUUUGAUGGCACGGUCGACUAUCAACGUUCUUCACCACGUGGAUUGAGCCCGCACUAAGGGCGAACUAGUACAUUACAAAUUCGUAGACCUAUAAUGAGGUCCUAUAUUAUUGAAUGUUCAACUUUACACUACCCUCUAUCAAUACGUAAUUAAUUAUUGUAAUGCACACGAGUACACUAAAGAUUAAGAUUAAAUGUUAAAAUUAAGUACAAUAGAUGCAACCCUUCUGAUCAAUUUUGAACUUUAAGUACAUGUAGAUAGAAUCUAAUUCCCCUGUAAAUAGACGACAUUAUAUGUGCAAUCCGUGCCAUUGUCUGUUUAGCUUAAAGUUAGUCAAAUUAAAGAUUAGUGAGUGUAAAAUGUAAUUCUGCACUGUAAAGUUGAAGUUGAGUGCGUCGUCGGGAACCGGCGGUCGGAGUUGUGUAGUGCUAAGGACACGGACACACUGGAGUGACUAAGUGCGUGCAAGACUUGUAAACAAACGACUGUUAACAUUUUGUGUUAGUGUUUUAAAAAGUUUUUUGUGCCAUUUUAAAAAUUAUAAUAAUAGUGUGACAUCCGAACUUGAAUCUGUAAAUUAGUAGUCGUAGUGUCAUCACAGAAGAUAAUAAAUUAUAUGUAUUGUAAAAUCUACUUUAUCUAUUGACAUAUUUAUACAUGAGAAUCAUAAUGAUAUUUACAUAAUAUGUAUACACGUCCCGUUAGGAACGAAUGUUAUGUAAGUAAGUAGGUAAUGUUAGCUAGAAAUGAGUAUAUAAAGGUACCACACGAAGCUUUAAAAUUUCUUAUGAUAACACUUGCACUCUAAGCAGAAUUGUAAGUAAAACACCCUUUAUAUUGUACAUUUUAGAUCUCUUGACAUUUCGACACGUGAGUACAUAGUUUGACAGUAAGUAAUACAAUGUCAGAGACACAUAUUUCUAGAGGAUGCUUUGAGCUAUAUUCAUAUAGCGAGCACUUGGGUACACGAAAUCAGAAAACUACAGGAUGUUACUUUAUCUGACUAAUCUGUUUGUAUCAUUACCUUAUAAUAUAAAUCCCACUCAUAAUAUAUAUUUGUAUGUAUGGUCUUAUCUCGUUACAGACCAAAAUAUUAUCGAGUCAAUUUUGAAUAUCAUAUGUAAUUAAUUGUUAAGUAUGUGUAGGUUUAUUUAGUGGCUAUAAUGGGUUACAAAAAUGUAUGGAACAACUUUGUUGAGUACAUUUGCUUUUUAUUUUGUUAAUGUGAUCUGAAGUAUAUUUUUAUUUCUACUUAAAUAAAGUUAUAACUAGUAGAUAUUGUAACAAAUGAACAAUAUACCUACGAGUCAGCUUUAAGCACAUACAAAAUUAUAUUUUACAUUGAAUAUUUACACUAAAGUAUGCACUAUAUCACGAUCCGCCCUAUUUUUAGAUGAUAUUGUCUGGAAUAAACUGUACAUUGUGUCGUCCAUAGUUCAUAAAGUCCUUCAUCUCCCGCUUCCUGACAUGCUUGGCCCUCCCUUAGAACUCCUUCAGCACUUACUAUGAGCUUUCAGACUGAAGCCAUGGUGGGAGCGGGACGCCGCUAUCUGUGAAGUGCGCUGUCUCACUUCCACCAGUAACAAACCAGUUUGUAUAGCUCGUAGUACAGGCACAGAUCACGUCUCAGUAUACUGCCCUCCUAUAGUUCCAAACAGCCACUGUCUCCCCUCCCCUCCUCAUAUCUUCUCACUGUAGAUGCCUUACUCACAGUGCCUAUAUGUACCAUUUUGUACCAAAAUUUGUAUGUUAUAGCAUUAUUGCUUUAAUAUUCACACCCUGGUAAUCUUAAGUCAUAUGAUGAUAUUACUUGUUCUGGCCGUAGUGAGCAGAAUGUUUGUUUCUAACGCUGCUGUACAGUCAGGGUCGGAAGUGGAUAGAAUAUCGAACGCUAAGAUUUAUAGUUGUAAAUUGGAUGUCCCGAUUAAAUAUAUAAAUGUUUCCUGCUUUCUAGUUAGACGUCCGACCCGCACGGCUGUUCCUACUCUAUUUACUUUUGCACUCGACUGUACACGAUGGACUCACUACCGUCAGAACGAUACCUAUGAUAUAUUUCUGUACCACAUUUGUCAGUCAAACUGUAUGAAUGUGAUUAUUACUAUAAAAUAUAAUAUUAAGAGUAACGAACAACUUUGCAUCAUAGAAUAUCAUUAGUACCUUCAAAUCACAAUAACAAAAUGCUAAAUGUACAUUUGUUAAAUUUGUACAGGGAAUUAUCCAUUUUUGAUGUUCAAAAGUCUGAACGCAUAAGAAUGUUAAAAAAAAAUGUAUUUUCGCAUUGUAAAAUAAGUACACGGUUAGUUUUAACGAAUUAAUAUUUUAUUACCGAAACAUAAUGAAUGUUGACCCGUUUAUAGGGAACUAUUAUAAAGAUCAUGUAAGUACACCUUGGAUGUUAGAUUAAAUUGUUAAUGUGAUAUAAUUACCUACACUGUUACGACCCUGGACCCGUUCCUUGUUACUGCUGCCGUCACGGCCGUCACCCACUUUUGUAUCAGAAUGUUAGUAUAAUACUCGUGACGCCGCUUUGCUUGUUCGCGUACGAUGUUGCCUACUUCUCCACCGGGUCCCGUAGUUUGAGAUUCUACAAUUGCGUUACUGUUUCGGUCGUUCGUUCCUAAAGUUCCUUUCACUGGAACCGUCGAUGUGUUUUGUAUUAAAAUUUGCUCAAUAUGUUCGGCGUUGAAGCGAAAUCCUUGUUUCUUGUUAGAGUUCAUUAUUUUCUAAUUGUCCGUCGUAGUUGGUAUGAUAAUAAUUAAGUGUUGCAUUGUACAGUAUCGUUCACGUUGCUGUUACCUAUAUACCUAUCACGAUACAGGCGCACUGGUAAGAGGCCAUAGCCAAUAAACGCAAUUUUGCACAAAAAUACAUUGUUAUCGGAUGAAAAUGUUAACAUUAAGUGAAGUUUUCUUUGUAUUUGCGUAGAGCGAUGAAAACGAAUGUCAUAUGUUUUAUCGCUUGCACAUACUAUUGUAUCGAGUACAUUGUAUAUUACAACAGUAAGCUGGUAUUGGGAGCAUGAUUUCCGAGGUUGUGAGCUUUGCUAUCGGGAAUGAGUUUCAAGUUUAAUUAAUUAAUAAAUAUAUUAUUAUUAUUAUUCAUUUGGACGCACAACCGUGUUGUGUGUUAGUGUAAAAAGAGUUUGUUUGAUCUUUAUAUGUACCUACUUUCGUAAUAUAUGUGUUUACCUAUUUUAUUUCGCUGUGAGACAAUAGCAAAGGGCUUGUUCAGUUAACUUAUAAUCUAGUUCAUUGCAUUUAAACAGAUACGUAGUAAUAAGUAUGAGAUAACAGAAACUAUUGCUGAACUUCACAGUAGAUGUCGGUGUAUUAACGUUCCCCGUCUUGUUUGCUAUUGCACCACAGUAUAUCGUGAACAAUUCAAAUAUAAUAUAGGAAUAUAAAUACAUAUCCUUAUUGAAUACUCAAAUCGAUUUCACAUUAAUUUCUCUUGUAACAACAGUUGUGCAAUACAUAUAUAACAAAAUGCUUAGGUAGGUAUUAGGUAUAUUUUCGUUUGAAUUUUACAAAGAAUGCAAAAUCUGUUGUAUUUUAUCGAUAUUUUUACUGAUAAUUUGAGAGAGCACCGACGGUAUUCCGGAGGUGAAUCUCGGGAAUAUUAAGUCAUAAUUGUGUAAUUAUUUUUUAAGAUAAGGCCGGGCCAAAUAUUGCAUUAGUGUAGGUCGAACGGCGGUAUAUCUGAGUCGCGGCAGCCAUUUCUGCCCUGUGUAUUAUAAUUGUAUGAUGAAUGGAACAUCUCAGUGGCUGAAUGAAAUAUUGAUGUUUAUCGACAGUGUUAGAAAAUUGUUAUAAAUUAUUUUGAUGACUGUUCGAAGGAUAAUAAAGAGUUGGAUGUCAA